UUUUUUAAUAAAUCUAUUUAGUUAGUUACUCCCGAAAAUCGUUUUGAUUUAUUUCGUUUUUCGCUGUAACGCGGUCGUCUGAAAAUCGACGGAACAUCGAAAUUUAAAAAUGUAGAUCUCUGCCUAGCACUUUCGAUAUACACCAUAAGCCUUCGAUGAUAGAAUCGGUGAUUUCGAUGUCAGAAUCGGCGAUUCGAAGCGUCAUCGAAUCUUCCACGUUCAAUUUCGUGGUUUCACUUUCGUUUCUCCAUCUUCUCCAGUCUCCAUCUCCUGCUUUACAUCUCCAACACAACCAAUAUGGCGGCAUCCCACGGCAUGGAUUUCGACCCAGUCAUGGAGGCUGAGGUACCUGAGCCUAGUACUGCUGCUGCAGCAGCUGCAACACAUUCCACAGCCCCUCCAUCACCAAAAAAAAAAGCUUCCAGGAGGGCUGCAUCCAGCAGGAAGCGUAACAUUACCUGGACUCAUAUUGAGUGUCAGGUACUUGUGAAUGAAACGCUUCCUUGCUGGAUGCAGCUGUGUGGCCCCCGCUCCAGGGAGACUAGUCCGCAAUGGAAAUUGCAGAAGUGGGAGGAGAUCUCCAAAAAGGUAGAGGAGAUGUAUCACCAUCGGCGUGACCCGGCUGCCUGUCGUAAAAAAUUCAGCGACAUAAAACGAUCUAUUGUGCGCAAACGCAGACAGCCGGGGCGUGGAGGAAAACGGGUGUCUCUCCUGCCCCAUGAGGCAGACCUUUUAUCGGGGAUAGGGGAGGAUGAGAUCACCCAGCUCCAGGCUCAUCAAGAUCGUAUCAAGGCCCAGCGCCGCCAGAAGCGGAGGGCGGAGGAGCUGGAGUCCUCCUCUUCAUCACCAAGAAGUGCCAUCCAGUCAGAGGGGGAGACGCAGGAGGAGGAGGCUGAGGCGGCAACGCCCACAUAUCGUAUCAAGGCCCAGCGCCGCCAGAAGCGGAGGGCGGAGGAGCUGGAGUCCUCCUCUUCAUCACCAAGAAGUGCCAUCCAGUCAGAGGGGGAGACGCAGGAGGAGGAGGCUGAGGCGGCAACGACCACAUCUACUGAGGCUGAGCAGGAGGUGGAAGAGAUCUGCCCUGGAGAAGCUGCUGGCAGUGCUGGGGAUGCUCAAGAUGGUGUCCAACAGCCAGGCGCGUCAGGUCCAGGGAAUCAAGAUGAAUUAAUCAUUCUUGAUUUACAUGCAGUGGACGAAGACCUGGACGCGUCUGGUUUGGCUCACCAUUCUUCCUCCCCAGCAGUUUCUCCAGCGCAUCAUCUCCAUCACCCUUCAGCAGCAUCCCCCAACCAGGACAUACCCAUUGACGCGGGCGCGUCCUCCACAAUGCAGCAGCCUACUCCAGGACACGCGCACUCUCCAGAGCCAUGCAAGCCUCUGCGGCGCAUUGUGAAGUGCCACUGUCAAGAAAGACAGUUAAGGAGGCUGUCUCACUCCUUGGCCCUCCACAAUCGCCAGCAGAUGCGGCAAUAUAUGGCUCUGGAGAGGUACCAACGGGCAACGAGGAGGAUGGUGUGUGAGAAUAUGAGAGCCAUAAACUCCACACUUGAAUGCAUACUGACCAAGUUGGAAGGAAACCAAAGUUUGUAAUUUUUUUAUUUUGUUUUC
Messenger RNA from Rana temporaria (common frog), 1608 nucleotides. RefSeq lists its product as uncharacterized. Bases 298 to 1590 code for a protein of 430 amino acids. The transcript has 8 exons. The record is from RefSeq and is a predicted model, not a curated record. NCBI's taxonomy places the organism in Eukaryota, Metazoa, Chordata, Amphibia, Anura, Ranidae.